AAAGGGGGUGGUUAAAGAUAUCAUCAAUCGUGGGUUAAAUCAAAUUUUAAGACGUGUCUUGUGAUAUGAGAAAUUUUAUUUAAUUUACUUUUAAAAAAUUUUAAAUUUCUAUUUCAUAUUUAUAUUUCUAAAAAAAUACUAAGAAUUUUCUACUAAAAAUUAAAAAUGGUUUUGGAUACGGAGUCUGCACAACCAGAAAAUCCUGAACAAUCAAAAAAAGCAGCAAAGAAAUUGGCUAAAGAAGCUGAAAAGGCAGCUAAGAAAGCAGCACACAAAGCCGCAUCCCAAAAGGAAAAUGAUACUCAAGAAGAGAAAGAGGAUGUAUCUUUAGGUAGAUAUGGCCAAAUGAAAAUGAUCCAAUCAAUAGAAAAGCACGAAGAAAGAAAUUUUAUUAAAGUUGUCGAUUUAAAAAAUUAUAUUGGAAAAGACAAUAUCUGGGUAAGAGGUCGAGUGCAUACAUCUAGAAGUAAAGGAAAACAAUGUUUUUUAAUUUUGCGACAAAAUAGUAGCACCGUGCAAUGUAUUGCUGCAGUUAGUGAAAAUAUUUCGAAACAAUUGGUAAAAUUUGUUGGAGGAAUUUCUAAGGAAAGCAUUAUUGAUAUUAAGGUGUCAGUGGUUCAAGUUCCAACAAAAAUAGAAUCUUGUACAGAGCAAACUUUAGAACUCUCAAUUGCUGAAUGUUUUGUAGUAUCUGCCGCUAAGCCGCAGCUUCCUUUACAAAUAGAAGAUGCUUCAAGGCCGGAAAACCCUGACGAUCCUGAAAGUUUAAAUAUUAGAGUAAAUCAAGACACUCGCCUCGAUAAUCGUGUACUGGAUUUGAGAACACCUGCGAAUCAAGCUAUUUUUCGUUUAGAGGCCGGAGUUUGUAAACUUUUCCGCGAUAUACUUACAGAACAAGGUUUUACGGAAAUUCAUACCCCAAAAAUUAUUUCAGCUGCAAGUGAAGGAGGUGCUAAUGUUUUUACCGUUAGCUAUUUCAAAGAUUCUGCUUAUUUAGCCCAGUCACCUCAACUUUACAAGCAAAUGGCAAUCGCUGCAGAUUUUGAUAAAGUUUUUACAAUUGGAGCGGUAUUUCGUGCUGAGGAUUCGAACACACAUCGCCAUUUGACUGAAUUUGUUGGCGUUGAUUUAGAAAUGGCCUUUAAAUAUCAUUAUCAUGAAGUUUUAAAUACUAUCGGAAAUACAUUUACUGCUAUUUUCAAAGGUCUGCGUGACAACUAUCAACAUGAAAUCGAUGCAGUUUGUCAACAGUAUAGAGUUGAGCCAUUUAAAUUUUUAGAACCACCUUUGGUGUUGAAAUAUUCCGAAGGAGUAGCAAUGUUAAAAGAUGUUGGCGUUGAAAUGGAGGAUACGGAAGAUUUAUCAACUCCAAAUGAAAAGUUAUUAGGACGCUUGGUUAAAGCAAAGUACGAUACAGAUUUCUAUAUUCUUGAUAAGUUUCCAUUAGCAAUUCGACCUUUUUAUACUAUGCCAGAUCCGGUCGACCCAAAAUGGUCAAACUCAUACGAUAUGUUUAUGCGUGGUGAAGAAAUAAUAUCUGGUGCCCAGCGUAUUCAUGAUCCAGAAUUUUUAACAGAAAGGGCGAAGCAUCAUGGAAUAGAUAUUUCAAAAAUUGCGGCAUAUAUAGAAGCUUUCCGUUUUGGGUGUCCCCCACAUGCUGGCGGUGGAAUAGGCUUAGAACGGGUUGUUAUGCUUUACUUAGGCCUUGAUAACAUUCGGAAAACUUCAAUGUUUCCUCGAGAUCCAAAAAGAGUUACCCCUUAAAUAUGAAUGGAUUAUAAAAGUUUGGUUUUUUCUUCAAUGAAUUUAGUUUGUACUAACUUUAGCGCCCAAUUAUUUCCUCAAUUUUAUUUAAAAGUCAAAAAAAAGUGUUACUUAACGUAAAUGUAGUAAAUGUAAGCAUAAUUUUUUUAUU
Molecule: messenger RNA, 1915 nt
Organism: Condylostylus longicornis
Lineage: Eukaryota; Metazoa; Arthropoda; Insecta; Diptera; Dolichopodidae
Gene: AspRS
Product: aspartate--tRNA ligase, cytoplasmic
Exons: 8
Coding region: 166-1764 (532 amino acids)
Biological process (GO): aspartyl-tRNA aminoacylation
Cellular component (GO): cytosol; cytoplasm; aminoacyl-tRNA synthetase multienzyme complex
Molecular function (GO): ATP binding; RNA binding; aspartate-tRNA ligase activity
Source: RefSeq, a predicted model, not a curated record